AGCUUUCUGCCCCUGCCUGUCUGCUCUCCUGCUCCUAAGAGCCCAGCCACAGCUGCCUCAGCCAUCGCCCUGCCCAUUAGUGCUUUAAAAGCCUGACCACUGAGUUGAGGUGUGGUCUUCUCAGGAGGCAGGAAGGCUCCGUGCUGGCUCAGAGGAGUGGACCCACCGAUUCAGCCGAGGUGGAGCCUUUCUGGAAGAGCGUGAGUCAGCGAGUCCGUGACAGUUUGGACAGAUACUUCACCAGAGCCUUCAGAGGACGGCAGGUCCCUCGGUGGAGAGAAUGAACUGAGAGGGCAGGAGGAAAGAGGAUCUCCAGCACAAAGUUUCUGCAGGGAAGUGAAAAGCCUAUGUUCACUGGGAGCUUCUCUGUGUUUCUACGAGAACGCAAAAGCAGAAGAUCCACGUGCUGUUUCUUCAUGGCAAACGAACAGAGAAACAUGUCUGAGCUGGAGAACUCCAUGGUCUCCAUCAUCAAGGUCUUCCACAAGUACUCGGGGCACAAGCGCAAGCUGAAGAAGGCGGAGCUAAAGGAGCUGAUUAACAAUGAGAUGUCUCACUUCAUUCUGCCCCCCCUCUUUCCCCAGCACUCUCCGAACCCCCGCUCUCUUCCUCUGCCUCGUCAGAAAAUCCAGGAGCCGGACACGCUGGACCAGCUGUUCACAGAUCUGGAUCAGAAUGGAGACCUGGAGAUCGACUUCCAGGAGUUCAUCGCUCUGGUGGCCAUGGUGACAUCCGCGUGUCACGAGCUCUUUAUCCCGGAUCACCGUGGUUGAGGGGGCUAAGAGGCAGGGGGUGGGGACCUAUUACUAGGGGGGGGCUGAGUUCUAUUGGUACAUUAUUAUUUAUUAUCAGUCAGAGGUGUGUGUGCAUCCUGUUUUUACCUCCCAGUAUAUAAAGUCUGUGUGUAAUAGCUGUUCCAUUUGUUGCCAUUUAGCAAUCAGCUUUUAGCAAUCAGAAAGACAGAUAUAAGAAAGAAGACUUUGUGUGAAUCCAUGUGGUUCUAAAUCCUGUAUAUGCUGGGGUCCAAUCUGCCUAAAGCAAAUGACACAAUUAAUAAAGGACACAUUAAUAAGCUCAUGAUUUGACUGUGAAUCACACUGCUCUUACUUUUAACAACAACAACAUGGAACAAUCUGACAAACUCUUUGGCAGAGUGUAGCUGUGCCGGACGCGCAAGCAAACAGCAAACAACAUUAAAAGGCAAGAGAGGAACUGUCUUAACGUAAGAGGAAACAUGAGGAAGUCAUUGACAUGAAAAACCUCAGCCGACACGCCAAACAUAAACUUAGUAACUACUGGCUGAGGGCAGGUGUGGCCCAGGAGGCGCCAGUCAAACCAGUCAAGGAAGUGGGCUGCCCAUGUGCAGCUGAAGGAUAGGAGCACAUUCCCAUAUAAUCUGAAAGUUCCAACGUUCAGAGGUCAAAGGGAUCAGAGCUCCCAGCUCUGUCUCCCUCUGUUCCUGGACUCAUGUUAUCGGACCCCCGGAACCAGGGAGGAGAACCCCUGCUACAGGAAUUCCUAUCUCUCCACGCAGAGAUUGCCAUUCCUUCCAAAAGUUCCCAGAUCUCUUUUAUUUCUUCCUGUGUUGGCCUCUGUGUGCCCACAGAGCACAUGCGGUGAAUGUGUAUCAGUAUAUUCCGCUGGUCAUUUUUCAUUCCAGAAAUACCAGCUAUUAGUACAAUAAAAAACACAGCAUAACAAUUCCUGUAAUGGAACAAGUAAAGGUUUAUUCCCUGCUGAAAAGAGAAGAAAAGAAACACAACCUUUCGGCUGUGGAGCCUUCUUCGGGUGUGUUCACGCCUGCAACGGCUCCACAGCCGAUACGUUGUGUUUCCUUUUUCUCUUUUCAGUGUGGAAAAAAACCUUUACUUGUUCCUUUGCAGCCUGCGCAUGCUGACACAGCUCCCUAUACUUGAACAGUUUCUGUUAUUGUGUUAUUGUCAUAUGAAGUGACAAAAGUGAGAGCAUUAGGCUCCAAUUGUCCGCUGGUUAUGCACUGUCAUUGGUUACCAAGGCAGGAGAAUGUACUGAUAGAGGACAAUGGGAUGUCCUGUUUAUCAGAGUGAAGACACAGCGCUCUGAAAUCAUGUGAUUCUGCUUAAUAGCCUUUUAACCACAUCCUCAUUUACAAAUUAGUAGCAUUAUUACAUGUAUUAAUAAUGUAUUAAUGUAAUUCUCAGAUGGCAAAUAAAAACAUUUGGUUUGCUUCA
This is a messenger RNA of Lepisosteus oculatus (spotted gar), 2210 nucleotides long. Its product is annotated as protein S100-B-like. The record is from RefSeq and is a predicted model, not a curated record. Gene Ontology annotation, molecular function: calcium ion binding; calcium-dependent protein binding. NCBI's taxonomy places the organism in Eukaryota, Metazoa, Chordata, Actinopteri, Semionotiformes, Lepisosteidae.